Trichechus manatus latirostris (Florida manatee) is the source of this 2987-nucleotide messenger RNA. RefSeq names its product killer cell lectin like receptor B1 (gene KLRB1). Gene Ontology annotation, cellular component: cell surface; plasma membrane. Lineage: Eukaryota; Metazoa; Chordata; Mammalia; Sirenia; Trichechidae. Gene Ontology annotation, molecular function: signaling receptor activity. The transcript has 6 exons. The coding region runs from base 189 to 881 and encodes 230 amino acids. Gene Ontology annotation, biological process: regulation of natural killer cell mediated cytotoxicity. The record is from RefSeq and is a predicted model, not a curated record.
AUAUUACAUUUCUAAGUAUAAUGGACACACAGGAAGUGGAAUGCCCACAGAUAGAUGUGUGGGUGGGUGAGGGCAUGAAAGACACAGCAAAAUAUUUCAGACUCGGCACUUCCUUUUGCUGAUGUUGUCUCACAGAACUUGGAGUUUGGUUUUAUACACAAGCUUAGUGCCAAAUUCUUUAAUCUGCAAUGGACAGGCAAGUGACAUAUGCUGAUUUAAACUUACUCAGGCAGUCAGCCCUUGGAAGUUCAUCACCCCCGGCUCUUCCUCAGGAUGCCUGUCAGAGUCCACGUUGGAAUCAAUUUGCUCUGAAACUUGGCUGUGCUGGGAUUAUUCUCUUUGCCUUGGCUGUGAUAGGGCUGAGUGCUUCAGUGAUAUUUUUAAGUCAAAAAUCAUCAAUAGAAAAAUGUCAUGUGGAUGCUCAUAAAGAGUACAGGAGUACUCAAGAGUACAGGAAUGAAACAACAGAGAGAUCAGGUCCAUUAAAGUGCCCAAUACAUUGGCAUCAACUCCAAGAGAAAUGCUUGUUUCUUUCUCACAAUUCCAGCUCCUGGAAGGACAGCUCAGCAGAUUGUUACACAAAACAGUCCAGUUUGCUACUUAUUCAAGAUGAGAAAGAAUUGAGACUCAUAAAAAGCUUGAUAAAGACUAAAGGACUUCUGUACUGGAUUGGAUUAAAUUUUACAACACCAGAGAAGAACUGGAAGUGGAUAAAUGGCUCUUUUUUAAACUCUAACAUAUUAAACAUUGAUGGUCAUACUAAAGAAAACAGCUGUGCUUCCUUCUCAAAGGAAAAAAUUUUUUCUGAAGACUGUCAUUCAGAAAAUGGAUGGAUCUGCCAAAAAGAACUAAAAUCUGUCAGAGUGUGCCCUGACACUUGACAACGUUUACAAAUCCCAUCUGAACUUCUUUACUUUCCAUUACAGAUCUCUGAACUUUUAACUGAUACUGCCUAAUAUAUGUUUAGUGACACGAAACGAACAAAUUCUGAGAAUUCUAAAACUGUUAUGGACCUUACAUAUGUUCGUAUCCAACCUACUCAUUCUAAAAAAUGAGGACAUGGAGACAUGGAGAAUACAUUUGCCAUUUUAAGAGACAGUGGUAUUUGAUGGAAAGAAGUUCAGACCAAUUGAAGGGAACUGGAUUCUUCUCCUGGCUUAUAUGUGUGACCUUCAGUGAUCCCUUCUAUGCCUUAGCUCAUCUCGAUAAAAGUUGUAGUAAAUUAUUUCUAAAGUCCUGUGCAUCUCUCAUAAUCUAUGAGAUCGUCACAUAACUGAGUGGUGGCGGAGCCUUGGUUAAAGCCCAUUUCUUGACUCUAGACCAGGGGUCUGAUAACUAAAGAGUUUGGAAAGGGACCUUAACUCUUCCCACCAUACCAAAGCUCUUCGCACUGAAUUUUCUCAUUACUUCUUUUUCCUCUAUGUCUCCUUCUUUCUCUGGCUCACACACAAGUAGUAGGUGAUGUGUAAUUAAAUAUUUCAUUAUCCUAAUAGAAAACAAGGGAUAGCUUCGAACUGCAGUUGGAGAAACUAAAGUUUUUUUUUUUUUUUUAAAGAAAUGUUUGUUCUGAAAUAGAUUUCUUACAAGUCUACUUUUCAAAAAAUGUCAUUUUCUAAUGGAAGACAAAUACAUUAUAAUCUUAGAUUUACCCUAUAAAGAGACUUAAAACAAAACUUCUGAAAAAAAUAGAUAUUUAGUUACCCUGAUAAUUCAAUGCCAAAGUGAAUUAUAUAAAUUUGAGUAUUGUACUAUAGUGACCAAGGUGCCCUGGUGGUGCAGCGGUAAAGAGCUAUGCUGCUAAUCAAAAGGUCGGCAGUCCAAAUCAACCAGCUGCUCCUUGGAAAUACUAUGGGGCACUUCUACUCUGUCCUAUAGGGUCACUAUGAAUCGGAAUCAACUCAACGGCAACAGGUGUUUUACUAUAAUGACCAAAACAACUUCCUAAUUUCCUGUGCCCCACAAAUGAAAAUUUAUAAUACUUUUCACCAAUAAAAUUUUAAUUAUAUAAAAAAAUCCAAAAUAUAAUUAAUUUUGUGCCAAUUUCUUGGAAAUAUAUUACUUAGAGAAGCAUUUUAGACAAAAGCAUCAAUAUAAAAUAAUAUACAAUAAAAAUGAGAUUUUUGAACUGUUUGACACUUUUUGGGAAGAAACCUAUAGUGACACUAGUAGAACAGAAGUCUGAAGAAAAUAUUCCCAUGAUUAGCAAUGUACGUUCCUCCCUCUUUGGAAAGAUGUUCAUAGCAACCUUCUAAAGCAACUCAGGGUAAAUCUCUCUAAGCUCAUCUAAUUAGUUCAGAAUUCAUUGCAAACUUUGACGUUUUCCUCCUCUUAUACUUGACAUAUCUGAAAUCAUGUGCCCUUAAAACAUGCAUCUAUAAGAAACUUUUACAAUGAAAGUAACCCAGAGAAGUUAGUUUAUCUGUCACUGUCAUUUGCAAUUGCAAUAUCAGAUAAUUUGCUUAGAUAACCAGAUAAUUUGUUUAAGUCUACUUACUGCUGGAUAUUGUACUGCUGACAUCACCUCUGAAACUCAAACUAUGAAGGUACGAUUACAUAAGGAAGGCAUGACUGGCUAGAUUCUAUGCAGGUUAAAAAAUACUAGGUUUAAGGAGGAAAAGUUUUAAUAGGCUAUUUACUAGAGAAAUUUUAGAUUCAGGAAAAAUUGCACAAAAAGUAGAGUCCCUGUAUACUCCUCCUCCUCCUUGCAUAGUUUCUCCUAUUAUUAACAUAUUGUAUUAGUGUGGUACUUUUGUUACAAUUAAUAAAUCAAUAUUGAUACAUUAUUAUUAACUGAAGUCUAUAGUUUACCUUAGGGUUCACUCUUUGUGUUGUAUAACUUCAUGAAUUUUGGCAAAUACAUAAUCUCACAUACCUCCCAUUAUAGUAUUGUGCAGAAUAGUUUCAUUGCCCUUAAAGUAAGUUUAUGUUUAGCUUUGUAAAAAACUGUAAGACUGUCUUCCACAGUGGCUGUACCAUUUUACAUUCCC